Didymella exigua CBS 183.55 is the source of this 1541-nucleotide messenger RNA. RefSeq lists its product as uncharacterized. NCBI's taxonomy places the organism in Eukaryota, Fungi, Ascomycota, Dothideomycetes, Pleosporales, Didymellaceae. Bases 255 to 1532 code for a protein of 425 amino acids. The record is from RefSeq and is a predicted model, not a curated record. The transcript is spliced from 3 exons.
GGAAAAUCGUAACAUUCCAUCAUGCCUGCAGGGCCGAUUGCAGGGAUAAACGAACCUGAACUUGACUCGAGUCUCUGCCAGGUUGAGUGCUCCUUUCCUGAAGCGACAUCUGGGUUUCUAUUGUCUGGGUCCUCAGAUGUCAAAAGAAUGGGUUUCACCUGUCGUCGUUAAUCUCCAGCAACCGCUCGGUCUAUGAUUUCUUUUGUUAAAACCACACGCACAUACGCAUCGAGUCGAUUCCGUUACCGCAAGCCAUGAACCAUGAGUUUCGUGACGACCCGUCUUUUCAGCCCUGGGGUCCUCUGAUCUCACCCCAGUACAAGAAUGAGCCCAUCACCACGGCAGAUAUCAUCAUCGCAUCGACGAUUUGGGGACUGACUUUGAUCAACCUUAUCGUCGCCAUAUGGCUCGCUUGGGGUCAAUCGAACGUCUCGCGUUCUCCGCUGCGAAGUGUGUAUGUUUGGAUGAUUUGGCUGGAGUUGAUUAUCUCAUUUAUAAUGGGUCUUGAGUGCUACUUGCAUCUGUUGAAAUACAUCAAACCAAGCUUCGCUUUCUACUUCACCAUCCUCUUCUGGUGGUGUGUCCAGGUCCAACUCUUGCUCCAAAUCAUUAUCAACCGUAUCCGCGUCAUCGUACCUGACCGCAAGCGCUCCAGACAGAUCAUGAUUGCCACUGCCAUUUUCGUUACUACGAUCAAUAUCAGUGUCUUCAACAUCUGGAUACCAGCGCGCCUCCAAAUCAGUCACAAGUACCACAUCAUCAACGAGUACUGGGAUCGUAUCGAGAAGUUUCUGUAUCUCAUCGUCGAUGCCUCACUCAACUGGUACUUCCUCAAGACUGUCAAGGCAAACUUGAUCAGCAAUGGUUUGACCAAGUACAACCGCCUUGUCCGCUUCAACCAACGUAUCGUUGUCGUCUCCCUCCUUAUGGACGUCAUGAUCAUUGCAGCCAUGUCGAUAAACAACUCAUUCGUCUACAUUCAGUUCCAUCCCCUUGCCUACCUGGUCAAGUUGAACAUUGAAAUGACAAUGGCCAACCUCAUCAAACGUAUCGCCAUGGCCGCGUCCCGUAAGCCUGGAAAUGCCUCCCUCGCGAACGACUUCAGAUCCGGCAGUCUUUCGACGUCCGGAGCCAAGUCAGGCGCUACAGGAGCCCAGAGACAGUCGCGUCGCCAUUCACAGCACGAGCUGGCAAGUGUCUUUAGCUACAAGGGGGGCGCCUCGCACUGUGCUGAACACGAUAGCGUCGUCAGUUUUGCACCAACCGGCAACGAGAUCAAGAAGACCCAGCGAGUCGUCAUCAGCAGUGAGCCGAAUCCGUUCUUUGAGGGCGAGAGGCCAGGCUCGAACGUCGAGAUCACAGGAGGUUAUGACUCGAAGAAAGAUGCCGUUAUUGUUAGGACAGGCAGCUUGGAGAGCGUCACUGAACGCAGUGAAAGUGUCAAAGGUGGCUCAAAUGCACAGAAGAGGGAUCUGAACGACUGCAGUGAUGACGAGGCUGCGCUUGUUGGGCGGCGGAAUAACGGCUGGUAGACGUUGAGA